UCUUGUACUGUGACAGUCAUGGCCUACGUCAUCCUGAGCGUUGCUGCGGCUCUGUUCGUUGCUCUCUACUAUUACUUCACGAGAACAUUCAAUUAUUGGAAGGAAAGAAAUGUCGUCGGACCCAAACCACUACCCUUCGUUGGAAACUUAAAGGAUUCUUUCUUUAGAAAGAAAACUGUGAUCAUGGUUUAUAAAGAAAUCUAUGAUAAAUUUCCUAAAGAGAAAGUCGUUGGAAUGUAUAGAAUGACAACACCUUGUUUAUUGAUUCGUGAUUUGGAUAUUGUGAAGAAUAUAUUAAUUAAAGAUUUCGAUUUGUUCCUUGAUAGAGGAGUCGAAUUCAGUGAUGAAGGUCUUGGUGUCAACUUGUUCCAUGCUGAUGGCGACAGAUGGAGAGUUUUAAGAAACCGUUUUACUCCACUCUUCACUUCGGGCAAGCUCAAGAACAUGUUGCGUCUGAUGUCAGAAUGUGGAGACAAAUUUGUAAAUUACGUCGGAGAUGUUACUCAAAAUAAUAUGGAGCAUCGUAUCAAUCUCCUUGUUCAAAGGUUCACAAUGGCUUCCAUUUCGGCUUGUGCCUUCGGUUUGGAUUUAGAUAAGGAUAUGUUGAAAUCUUUACAAGACCUGGAUAAAUUAGUGUUUACCGUAAACUACAGUAUCGAGCUAGAUAUGAUGUAUCCUGGAAUAUUGAAAAAGUUGAAUGGAUCACUCUUUCCAAAGAGUGUAAGUAAAUUUUUCGACGACCUUACUAAAUCUGUUAUCCAACGAAGAGGUGGUAUGCCCACAAACAGAAAGGACUUCAUGGAUUUAAUUUUAGAAUUGAGACAAAGGAGAAAAAUUGAAGCAUCGAAGAGAAACGACGAUGAAGACGUGAAGGUACUUGAACUGACUGACGGCAUAAUUGCUGCGCAGGCGUUUAUAUUCUAUACAGCAGGCUACGAAACCAGCGCAGCGACUAUAGCUUUCAUGUUAUACGAACUGGCGAUGAAUUCUAACAUACAAGACAAACUCAUUGAAGAAAUCGAUGUAGUUCUUAAACGUCACAAUGGUGAAAUAACUUAUGAGUGUUUGAGCGAUAUGCCCUAUUUGGGGCAGACAUUUGAUGAGACUUUGAGAAAAUACCCGGUUGCAGAUCUUUUGUUCCGUAACGCUCAAGUUGACUAUCCCAUCCCGGGCACCGACGUUACUGUCAAAAAAGGGCAAACCGUAAUUAUAUCCGGUUGGGGUAUACAACAUGAUCCGAAAUACUAUCCCAACCCGGACAAAUUUGACCCAGAAAGAUUUAGUCCGGAAAAUGAGAAAAACAGACAUUCCUGCGCUUAUUUACCAUUUGGAGCUGGUCCCAGAAACUGUUUAGGUAUGCGGUUCGCUAAAUGGCAGUCCCAAGUGUGCAUCGUGAAAUUUUUGUCAAACUUCCGCGUGGAACCUUCGAAAAAUACUCCGGUGGACCUCAAAUAUGAUCCCUCGCGUUUAUUUCUCUUACCUUCCGGUGGUAUUAAUUUAAAUGUUGUAAGAAGACAGUCAAAACGAACAAAAAACAAGCCCUAUAGUUUGUCUAAAUAAGAUAUAUUAGUUUGACAAUUCAUUUGAAAUUUAGUAGGGAUGGGUUGUGUAAAAU
Molecule: messenger RNA, 1615 nt
Organism: Papilio polytes (common Mormon)
Lineage: Eukaryota; Metazoa; Arthropoda; Insecta; Lepidoptera; Papilionidae
Product: cytochrome P450 6B1-like
Exons: 2
Coding region: 19-1560 (513 amino acids)
Molecular function (GO): monooxygenase activity; iron ion binding; oxidoreductase activity, acting on paired donors, with incorporation or reduction of molecular oxygen
Source: RefSeq, a predicted model, not a curated record